This is a messenger RNA of Clonostachys rhizophaga, 1287 nucleotides long. NCBI's taxonomy places the organism in Eukaryota, Fungi, Ascomycota, Sordariomycetes, Hypocreales, Bionectriaceae. The record is from the annotation of a GenBank genome assembly.
AUGGACCAGUCGAUUCUCCGGAUCUCCAAGGAGCUAAGUGAGCUCCAGAAAGGCUCAGACCUCUCGCUCGCUGUCGCCUGCCGUGACAUCGACGUGCGGAACGUGAAGGCCUUGAUCAUCGGCCCUCACGAGACUCCAUAUGAAUUCGGCUUCUUCGAGGCCCCUCAUGUUACCUGUGUCACGACGAACAAUGGCCGAACUCGCUUUAACCCCAAUAUUUAUGCGAACGGCAAGGUCUGCCUGACCUGGCGGGGAGAGUCUGGAGAACAGUGGUCGUCAGCACAAGGCCUUGAAUCAAUUCUCAUAUCAAUUCAGAGUUUGUUGUCCGCCAGUCCAUACGAGAAUGAGCCUGGAUUUGAGAGACCCCGUGGAGGGGAGGAUGAAAAACUUAAGAGGAAGGCCUAUGCGCAGAAGAUCCACCACGAGACUCUGCGCUUGUCCGUCAUUAAACGCCUCGAAGACUAUCUGCAAAUCACAGCUGAUGGCAGAACAAUCAAGCCGUCAAAUGAUAGGGACCAAGACCUAUGCGAUGAUGCCGAGGAGGUCAACGUACCAUUUGAGCCAUUCAAAGAUCUCUGCAAGAGGAGAUUCCUAUGGUAUUAUGAGUCUUAUCUAGAGGCGGCCAAGAAGGGAAGCACCCUGGUCAGACCCAAACAACUGUUUGCAUCUACGCCAUUUGAAUCCAAAGGCCACAAUACCAUGGAUGGUUCAUUUGAUUACCCGGACCUGGAAAGGAGAUUGAGCAAUAUCAAAAAGGCUCUGGAUGAAGAAACAGAGUCCUGGGCACGCGAAGGCUUAGAGAGCACUGCGGAAGAGACAACCGUUUCCGUGAACUUGAAGCAUCAAUUCGAGCAGGUCGUGGCGACCUUGAAGGGCGGCGAUAUGCCGCACAACGUAUCUCUCGAGGAUGGAAACCCCUUCGUUUGGAUUUUGACCUACUUUGGGCGACCAAUGACCCAUUUCGACUCUGGGUUACUGCGCAUUCGAAUCAACUUUAGUCCCCGAUUUCCUGAAGAGCAGCCUCGCGUGAAGUUUGAAACACGCAUUUUCCACCAUCUUGUUGCUCCAGAUGGAACUAUUUGUUAUUCGCCCAAGCCUAACAAGAAGGAAGACGUCAUGUCUCAUGUGGAGGCCAUCAUUUCCGCUUUGGAGGAGGACGAACCAGCCUACGACCCCAGAAAGAUUGUAAAUCUUGAAGCCAACAAGUUGUUUUGGAAUGGGGCAAAGGAUGGGAAGAAGCUAUAUCACCGACGUCUCCGUCGCUCGGUACAGGAUAGCACUGAGUAA